Messenger RNA from Protopolystoma xenopodis, 291 nucleotides. NCBI's taxonomy places the organism in Eukaryota, Metazoa, Platyhelminthes, Monogenea, Polystomatidea, Polystomatidae. The record is from the annotation of a GenBank genome assembly.
AUGCCGUCUUUCAGGCUGCCAGCAUCACUUAGCAGCAGCAACAUCCCCAGCCUCGGCCGACUGCAUCGGUCCGUCGGUCGGUGUCAUGUCGCCCCACAGAGUCCAGUUGUGCGGGACAAAGGUGGCGAGAAGAGGGAGAGGAAGAGAGGGGGGCAUCAGGACGGACGGGCAUUGUAUACACACGUGCGCAUGUUAGUCGGGCAUUUGGAGACUUGCGCCAUGCCUCGAGUCCCGGACGCAUCUCUGCAGGGCGUCUCGAGACUACAGCUGCAGCCGACUCUUGGUACGUGA